This is a messenger RNA of Westerdykella ornata, 599 nucleotides long. RefSeq lists its product as uncharacterized. The record is from RefSeq and is a predicted model, not a curated record. Lineage: Eukaryota; Fungi; Ascomycota; Dothideomycetes; Pleosporales; Sporormiaceae. The coding region runs from base 41 to 511 and encodes 156 amino acids. The transcript has a single exon.
UACCGAGUCUGAUGUGUAUAUUAUAGCGCCCACUAGUGAAAUGACGAAGCUUGCUGCGUCUAAGCUCUGGCAACAUCAUACGCAAUACACAGAUAGCUUAACCGUCCGCAUAGUACAUAUUUCUAUAUCCGCACAUGAUCUCAUAAUAAGCCGCCUAGAUUCAAACAAUCGAAAUACAUUCAUCGUCACCAGGAAGCAUUGCCAGGAACCAUCGCCCAUUAAUUGUGGCUUUGUGUUUCGAUCGGCUCGCGCGUCGCAUAUUAAUGGGCUGCGUGAUUCCCGACUCGACUCCCCUUCAUUUAUUCCCACUAUGGAGCCUCUCACCAGAGCCGCGGGCCCAUCGCCCAUCCCUGCAAUAAUCUACUUCAAAUUCCCGGAAUUGCGGAGGUGGCGACCGUGCGUGGGUGAUUAUGGGGGAAGAACGACCGGUAUUUAUCCCAUGUGGGAUUCAAAUAGAAGGGGAGAGAGGAGUGAAGUGGUGUACAUAGAGGACCACUGCAGCAAGCGUUGAUUUUCUCGAUAGCAAUUGGGGAUCCAAGGUCGACUAUGGCGCCUAUCAAGACUCUCGUGCUCGCUGGCUUGACGACUCUCGUUUCCGA